AUGAGUGGUCGCUUUAAACUUUUGCUCGUCGUCCUGUUCAUUGGAUUACAGACAAGUCAUGGCAACUGGUUUUCUGACUUGACAGAAGAAGCUGGUGAUUUUUUCAAAGACAAAUAUGAAAAGGCGAAAGAUGUAGUUGUGGAUGUGGCUGACUCCAUUAAUCCUUCUGGUUGUAAGUUUUUAAUUUAGUUUUUUUUUUAUUUUUAGGAAAUGGGGCGGUUUGGUUUUUUAAAUUUUUCUUGUUUUUAGCAUCUACCUGCCCGGAAUUGGGUGGGCAUUUCGUUAAAUUUAUAACAGAUAGAGAUCCCGACCCUGCACCGGAAUACAAAAGUCCGUGUCAAGAAGGAGAGGAGUGCGUGAUUGUCGAUGUAAACAACUUUACUAUGUUUAUGGAAGGAUACAAUGUAAGUUUUUUGUUUUGGACUAGAUGGUAAGACAGGAUAGGGACGGCAAAAGUAAUAAAGGGAAGGGCGGGCGAGAUGGCAUUCAAGUUUUUAUCUUUUACGUUUAUAGGACCGAUUCCGCAACCACGAUUACAUGAACAUCAGAUCAUGUAAGUUUUUAUAAAAGAUUUUGUAAAUUUUUGCUUUUUAAGAGGAAAGUCGGCUUUUGUAGGGUGACAAAUAGUUUUUGAAUAUGAAUAUUUUCUUUUGAAUAUGUUCAACUACGUAAUUUGGCAUAUAAACUGGGAAUUCUCGGUUAUGCAAAUUUAUGUUAUUUUAAAAAUUAGGUUCACUGGCGGUUUUCAUGGUUUGUAUGUUUUAUGUUAUCACCUACGUACGAUGUUAAUUUCUGCUUUCCAGAUAAGAAUAAGGAUGGCGGCUGGGACCUUGGCCCUCAAAUGAAAGGAGACAUCAAACACAGGUAUGGUAAUAUAACAUUUGAAAAAUAGUAUACUGCCGUCCCUUAUCGAACUUUUUUAUUAAGUUCUUUUGGAAGCGUUGUUGAGAUUGCUAAGUUGAAACUCUGUUCUUAUAGCUUUUUUAUAUCAUUAACGUUUUAGGCGUCUGGAUCCUCCAUAUCGCACUAUGGCGCAGCAUCCAGUAGUGAUAUUCGGGGAGUACAAGUAUGUGUGCCAAAUCUUUACGGAUCACAUUGAGUUUUACGGCAUGGAGUAAGUUUGGGCUUGGUUUUUCGAAAAUUAUUAUAUGGUGUUAAGUAUGUAAGGUGUAGUAUACUUUACAUUAUAGUUUAUCUUAUGUAUAACAUUAGACAUGAGAAACGGGCUGGGCCUGAAUUUUUGGUUUGGUCCGAUCUAAAUUUUGCUCAAAGCCGACCCGUUUUUCAUGUCUAUAUAACGUACAGUAUCUUAGGUUUUGCGAACAAUUGUAAGCUUUAUUAUACAAUAAUUUCUGUUUAGGGAGCCAAUGGUUGUUAGAAAAAACGGCGAGUACAGUUGGCGAAUUCACAUCACGUUCGAGAAAAAGUUGACGCCAGAAGAGGUGAAAGGCACCUUUGUAUACAAUGGCUACAUCUUCAUUGGCAAGGACAGAGUUUUUGACAUUAAAGAAAUGUUACGUGAUGAAGUUUUAGAUAGUGUCAAGAUCAAGGGGGAGGACAGGUAGGUUUUGUUUUUUAACCGUUUUGAAAGAUUGGGGAGCAGUCUUGACCUAUUGUAUGUUUGGAAGCGUGCUUAUGUAAUAAGCGUGCGUUUUGGGUAUGGUUGACAAAAAAUGUCAAACCUUGCCGAGAAGUGUUAUAGCUCAAAGUUUUUUAUUGCAAAAUUGUGACUGCAAAAUGUUUUUCAAAGUCGAGCAUCUUUUGAUUCUCUGUAAAGUGCGAUUUUAUGUUGAAGACGUUAUAUUUGUAUAAUCUGUUUCACAAAGUUUGAAGACAAUCAUAGCGAGACAGGGUAGGCCGCUUCCCAAUACCACCCAAUCCUGUUUAUGAUUAUGAUAAUGAUGUAUGUUAAAUGUGUAAAUGACGUUUUUUAUGUUUAAAAUUUUAUAAAUAAUGUUUUUCAGACCUGGCAGAGCUACCAAGCGUUUCAACGAAGAGAAGACUUUUAACGGUAUUGAUGCCGGUAAAAUAUCCGGGGAUCUUGUCAAGGGGAUUGAAGAAUAUUGUUUCGUAAGUACUGUUUUUGGAUUGUUUUUAUUUUUGAGCUUUUUUAUUGUUUAGAGCUUUUUUUAUUUACAGUGGGACUCCUAUGUAACGAGUUUCUCUCGUAUCUGAAAGUUGUUUGUUAUAAAGGUUUGUUAUACAGGAGAUUGCAUUGUGUAGUGUUGGGCAAAAAUUCAAAAGUAAUUCAAAAUUCAAAAGUUGUUUGUCGCACAGGAGUUUUACUGUAUUCGGAUUUCUUCGCGGCUUGAAAAACAUGCCUACCUAAACCUUUAAGAAUGAAUGAUUUUCAUAAUGCAGAUGUUUUCUUUAGAAUAGAGGAGAAGGCAAGUCUUGUACUAUUGAUGUGAUGGGCGGCUACAUUACUCCGGUCGAUUAUACUGGUGUGAUCUUUACCAUUAAAAAUUUGGUUGUUCAAGCCAGAUGGGUCAAGUAAGUGGGCGUUGAAUAGGUUUGAAAAUAUUUGAUCAACACAUGUUUAACUUGAUCAAGUCAUGUCUAACUUGAUCAACUCAUGUUUAACUUGAUCAACUCUUUUUUAACUUGAUCAACGCAUGUUUAAUUGUCUUUUUCAGACAAUAUUGUGACUACUUGCCCGAGUAUUUCAUUCGUCAUGUGCAUUUUAAGCAGAAGUAAGUUUUGACGGGUAUACAAAAUUUUUGGUUCUAUGCAAGUGAGUGGUUUAGAUGAAACUGAAUUAUUUAUCAGCGUUUUCUGCUGCUCAAGUCUUGUGUGUUUUGCUUGGACUUUUAAUUUUUAAAGUUUAAGAAACCGAUUUUUUAAAUAAUUUUUAUAUUAUUCAUUUUAUUUUCAGCACGGUGCUUCAGUUUGGUAAAGUGGCACUUUUGGAGACACACAAAAAGAUAUUGAAGUGGACAAAGUACGUUGUUUGAGCGGGAAACGGUCGUAUCGGGCGGGUUAUUUUCUAUAUGGGGAAUUGAAUCUUUUAAGGCAAAUUUGUUUUUGGUAUUUUUGAAAAAUUUUCUCAAUUUUUCACCAACGGGUAUUCUAUGCAAUUGGUUUUGGCUCUGGGGUGGGGGUGGAUCCAGCUUUGCCUUUCGGUUCAAAGAGUGUUUUUUAAAAAAAAAUUGGUCUGAUUAAAGUUUCUUUUUUGUUGUUUGAUAAGUUAUUGUAACCCAAUUUAGAAUAUGUAUAACACAUUUUGGCGGCCCGAAGUAUUUUAUAAGUUAAAUCAUAACAUUUUUAUGUUAAUAUUUUUACAGACAGGACGGUUUAUUAAGUAAAGACUACAUCUUUCGUCGCAACAUGCUCAUGCCCGUGGUUCAGCCAGACGAUCCUAUUCAUACGUUUGCCAAUAAAUUUACGACCACUCUGCCGGGUGCCACCACUCUAAAUUUUGAAAACUUUACCAUGAAACCGAUUCGUGCUAUCACAAGAAACCCGAAUUACACGGAUAACGAGAUUGUAGAAUAUGCGAUUGAGGAGGAAGAGUCUACGACCAUGGACCCAGACUAUGUGCUUUAUGACCUGACUGAAGACCCUCUCGAUGCUGCAUACGGCUUGAUGGUGCCAUUGGCCAGCAUUUGGUUGGGAUUCAUGCUGCUCUGGGGUUGA
Bursaphelenchus okinawaensis is the source of this 3636-nucleotide messenger RNA. Lineage: Eukaryota; Metazoa; Nematoda; Chromadorea; Rhabditida; Aphelenchoididae. The record is from the annotation of a GenBank genome assembly.